Messenger RNA from Wyeomyia smithii (pitcher-plant mosquito), 4642 nucleotides. Its product is annotated as inactive rhomboid protein 1-like. Gene Ontology annotation, biological process: regulation of protein secretion; regulation of epidermal growth factor receptor signaling pathway. The coding region runs from base 511 to 4467 and encodes 1318 amino acids. The record is from RefSeq and is a predicted model, not a curated record. Gene Ontology annotation, molecular function: serine-type endopeptidase activity. Lineage: Eukaryota; Metazoa; Arthropoda; Insecta; Diptera; Culicidae. Gene Ontology annotation, cellular component: endoplasmic reticulum membrane. The transcript is spliced from 6 exons.
AGAGAAUUUGUCCUACACGCGCGGGUAUCAUUCGAGCACAGUAAGUGAGUGGGAUUCAGAUCGUACCACUGCUGUUGCUGGCAGGCUGGCUCCGGAGUGAGUGCAGAAAUUCGCGAGUGGAAGGACGUGAAGAAAAAAAAAAAAGUUGAUAAAAAUUUACGUUCUGGUUUACAUAUCUUUUAAAAUUAGGCUAAUUGUGAUAAAUUUGCGUCUUUGUUAACUAUCGCUAACCUUCUCCGGCACUGGGUGCAUGAGAAUGCCUGUAAAAAUAGCCUCGACACGGGUACCACAAUGUAUGUAGUGAAAAAUGUUCUAUCGUCACAGCCCGCACUGGGGUGUGUUUAUUUUAGCGAGCUCAGCCAUUUUGGAAAAUGAUUUUUCUUCGAAUUCAUGAAAAUGCGUACGGCAGCGUAGAAGAAAUUUUUAGUAAAUGGUGUGAUUUAAUGUUAGGAUAAUCGAAUUAAUCGCCGUGUUUAAAUAGUAAAAUUAAUCCAGAAGAAGGAUUGUGGAAUGAGUAGAAGCCGUCGUUCUUCAUUCGGGCAUACCCAUUACCAGCAUCAGUUCACUGUUACUUCAACGAUCAACUACGGCGACGGAUUGAGUGAUAGUGGAACUACUGUUCCGCAAAAUGACGCUCCAUCCCCAUCGCGAUUUAGUGAAUCCUCCUACUCGAAUCUCGGGACCCGUUUGACGGCAUUUGUGGCACCUGCCACCAAUGAAGGUUAUCGAAACGAUGAAAGUUUGCGGCCCUGCUGUAUGGCGGCGGCUGCAGCAGCAGCUGCUGCUGCGGCAGCGACAGCCCCACCAGCACCAUCUUUUGCAACAACAUCGUCGAGCGAUCGAUAUUCGACGAACUCUGCCCCCACAUCCAUUAUCGCUUAUCCUGAUAACAGAAAUGCUCCCCAUCAUCGUUCAAUGUCGCCUAGCUCCCGAACACGUUAUCCAGCCCCGGAACGGUUUCGUGAUCCUCCAACCCCAAAAACUGAUCAAUAUGGAAAAUACUUGAUUAACAAUCCUCCCUUGAUGACCAACUCGGAUAGCUACAGUUACUUAACUUCCACUGUACAUACACCUGUUAAGCGUUAUAUUCCGACGCCUCCACCACCGGAGAAGUACCACCAGCAGGAAUUGGGCAUAGGACCGUCACUGAUGGCCGGAUUGAUCGCUUCGAAAGGAGGAAUCAAUAUCAUAAAUCAAGCUGCGUCGAGAGUCUCGUCUGUAAGUACUCUUCCCUAUUGUUUGAAAACGGAGCCAAAAAAUUCGAAAGUUCAAAAUCUGACCGAAGAUUCAACUGACCACUACGCAACUCCGCCUCGCGCUAAACCUGUAAAAUGCCAGCAACCAUUGUGUGCGUUCAGCCAAACGGCUACACUUGGCCGGCAAUCGCGUCAGCUAUGUCCUGCCACCCCCGAUUAUUCUCUGCUUCGUACUCCUACUCCUGUAAGCAUCAUGAGCGAGCCAAUGGCAGCUAAUUUAACCGAUGAGGAAAAUUGCUUCCACUGUAGCACCCUACGGCGAGCCACUGGAGUGCACCAAACAACCCAGACCUCCGGCCCAAUCAGUCCCCAGCCGCUGUCCAUUUCGUCAGUGUCCAUGUCGGAGAUGGAACGCCAAUCUCCGCUGAGCCCACCGUCUAUAGUGUCGCACACCUCCUACUCCCAUCAGCACCCACUGCUUGCACCGCGCGAGGAUGGCCGAAACUCGUCCUCCCUAAUCAUCUCCCAAUCGCAUACGCUCAACAGUUCCUGUAGCAACCCAUCCAUUAUAAUCCAGUAUCAACAACAACAUAUACAGCACCAGCAGAUACAGCAGCAGCCUCUCUAUCAACAGCUCCAGCAACUACAACAGCAGCAACAAUCGCUACCACUCCAGCAAAUAUCGAACCCUAGACUGCAAGCAGACUCAACACCUUCGACACUCCAACGCAAUACACAACCCAGUCGAGCAAGAUUAUCGCACAAGCAGCGGGUCAAGGAAUAUCUACGCCGCAGCACUUCCCAGUUCUUUGGUGUUGAUCAGUUGAACGAAGAUUACGAACAACAGAAAUGGGAGGAUCGCCAGAAGCGACUCGCAGUUCGUCGAUUCGGCGCAUUAAAAGAAGACGUUAGUCCCCGCGUCAACGAGGUGCAUAAUGAUAUCCUAACCGAACACAGUGAUCGUCCCGAUGUGCUACCGGCUGCCGGUCAAGACGAACCAGAAACGGAGCAGAACCGUCGCCAGCGGUUCAAUCCAUACUACCGGCAUGACGGUACCGACGGAUGCCACAUCGAGCGAAAACCAACUGUUUCUCAAAUGAUUGGCAACGGGUUCGUGUUUGUUGUACAAAGCUUGCGAAAUCGAAUUUCCCGAAGGCAGAAGCAGUGGUCCAGAAGUUUUGCUCCGGCACACGUGGCUCUGAACAAUGACGACAACGAUGUGUGUGAUGGGCUGACACCAAUUCACGACGACGAGCUGUUUUUCGACAUACCAACGGUGGCCAAUCAACAGCAAAUUGAGAAUGACCUCGAGUCGGACCAGUCCCGGCAAAUUUACAUGGCGGACGCGAAUCGUGCCCCGGUUAGCAAUGGGUGGCUCACGCGUUCGGCAGAGAUUCAAAUUCAGCAGCAGCACCCACCGCGUGCUAGGAAUGCGUUGUACCAAUACUACGGACAGCGAAUUACAACGCAUAUUCUCGACAGCGUUCUGGACAACUCCAGACGUUUGUCGCAUCACAAUAUCAAGCUGUUACUGCCAAAUGCACUGGACGAUCGGUACGAUCAUAGACCAUUUUUUACCUGCUGGGUGAAUACGACACAAGUGCUGGUCUUGCUUUUGAUGUUGUUAUGUUAUGGAAUUGGGCCGAUAGGAAUCGGCUACGAGCAGAAGAGUGCACAGGUUUUGGUUACGAGCUUAAGUUUGCAAACGGUGCAACAUUAUGAGCAACGAAAUGUUUGGAUCGGACCACGAGGUGAAGAUUUAGUUCACGUGGGAGCAAAGUAUGCAGCAUGCAUGCGCAGGGACACCAAGGUGAUGGAAUUGAUUUCGAAAACUCGAAAGCAGGAACGGGAAACUGCAUGCUGUAUACGAAACGACGAUUCCGGAUGUGUUCAAAGUUCGCAAGCGGAUUGUUCCGUUCGCGGGCUGUGGCCUACGACUAUAUCGACGUGGAAGAAGUGGUCCCCAGGAGAUUCGGGCCCCGGCGGACGCAUAUCCGGAAGUGUUUGCGGCCUGGAUCCAAAAUACUGCGAAGCUCCGGCAUCCAUAGCACCUCACGAAUGGCCAGACGACAUAACGAAGUGGCCUAUCUGUAGGAAAAAUAAUCAAGUUUCGCAAAAGUUUCGCUUCAAAGAUCACACGGCAGAGCACAUGGUCUGCGAAGUUAUAGGUCACCCGUGCUGUGUCGGUAUAUCCGGAGAGUGCCGCAUUACCACCCGCGAGUACUGUGAUUUCGUGCGAGGAUACUUUCACGAAGAGGCCUCGUUGUGUUCACAGGUUUCUUGCUUGAAUGACGUGUGCGGCAUGUAUCCGUUUAUUGCAACCGACAUUCCCGAUCAGUUCUACAGACUGUUCACGUCACUGUACCUUCACGCCGGUAUAAUGCACGUUGUGCUAACCUUUGCCUUCCAGCACAUUCUCCUAUCGGAUCUGGAGCGUUUGCUGGGUUCACUUCGGACGGCGAUCUUGUACAUUGGUUCCGGCAUUGCGGGCAACCUCAGUAGUGCAAUUUUCACACCGUAUAGACCGGAGGUCGGUCCACUGCCAUCGCUAGCGGGAACGCUUGCCUCGCUGCUGACGCUGUUGAUCCUUUGCCACUGGCGCGGCCUAAAGCGACCUCAUCUGGCAUUGCUGAAACUUUUCGUUAUCGGUGUUUUGGUCUUCGGGAUGGGUUCGCUGCCGUGGCAGCAAAAUUUUACCGGCUUGGUGGCUGGUGCGCUCUUUGGAAUGACCUUCACCCUUGCCCUCACGCCGUACGUCCACGUGAGGAGAUACAGCAGAAAACGGAAGAUAAACCUUAUAUGGACCUGCUUCGUUCUUCAAUUCGUACUAUACGCGUUUAUGUUCCUAGUGUUCUACCUAUUUUCGGCACCAUUUUCACUCAGCUUCGUUGACGGAAACCAGAUCGCCAGUGUGAACGAUAACGGCGGUUUGCACGAUCACUUUAAUCCGUACGAUACGUUCAACUAUUUCAACACCAAGAACACCGAUAGCACAGGAUCGCCCGGAUCGGGUUCGGGAAGUGGCAGCGGAUCGUCGGGAGGGUCGGGACGUGGCGAAGGCGCUGGCCGAUACGGCAACGGGGGUGGUGCUAUCAGUAUGUCAGGUGGCACGAUUAAAAACAUUAACCCGAAAUACAAUAAUAUACAUAGUAGCAGCAGUACCGGAGCCAACGGUGGUAGUACUAAUCUCAACGCUAGACCCAACAGCCAUACUCAUAAACUGGUAGCUAUAUGUGAGAAAGGACAGUGCAAUCCACGCCCGAACGCAUGACGUCAAUGUGUAUUAUAGUUUAUUACUCCACUGCAGCUGGUUUACGUUCUUUCCAUUCUGGGUAUGACUAUUGUAACGUUACACGAUAACGAAUAUAUACUGAUAUACUUAUAUAUUGAAGAAUAAAGGAUCGCUGGAAGAGAAAGCUCAUGUACACGUCAGAUUUGGUGGAAAA